AUGGUCUCCCAAGGUUGGAUCGAUUAUUACAAUAAUUUUAAAUUAUAUUUUAUCAUUUCAAAUCGCGAUUUUCGAGCUAAUGCUGGUCAUCAAUUUCAGAUCCUAGCCACUUUAUGUGAACAAGCUCAACAAACAGUAAAUAGUGCUCUUCAAGUAUUUCUUCAAAGACAAUUUGUUAGUUCUCAAAUCAUUUCUCAAGAACUUUUUCGAUCUCAAAUCAACGAAAGUAUUGAAAGAUGGAAAUCAAAUACUCUCAAUUCAUUUUUACACCUAACUCAAUUAAUUCGUGUUACAAAUCAAGGAAAUCAACUUAUCAAUAGUUUUCAUAAUUUCUAUUUUUAUCUAGAUCAAAUUUCUGAACAAUUAAUUCCAGUACCAGCUAAUUAUUCAACUUGUUCAUGUGCAAGAUCGAGUGCAUGUCAAAUUCCUAUGGGUAUAUUCGUUUACAACUGGACAAUCUUUGAUUAUGUUGAACUUUUUCGUAUUCCUAACUUUUUUACUGGUUGCUUUCUAGUUGAAUCUUUACUCGAAUCGACUUUGGAAUGUUUUUAUGAUCAUCAAUGUAUGAAAAUCAUUGAAUCUUACACGUCUAAUACAACAACUAAUUUUUCACUACUUGAUACAACUCGUAAUUCACCAAAUGAAACGGUUCAAUCAAUUAUUAAUCGAUUAAUGAUCGAUGCAUGGCAAUCAAAUAUAUCAUUUAGUGCUUAUUAUAAGAUGUGUUCACCAUUAUCUUGUACGUAUGAACAAACACGUCGACAUGAUAUUGUCUAUCUAAUCUCAUCUAUUUUUGGUCUAUUUGCUGGUUUGGUAUUUGGAAUAGAAAUUCUUAUUUUAAUUAUACUUCGUUUUAUUGAAAAAAUGGUUAAUGAUUUUUCUUUAAUCGAACUGAAAAGAAGAUUUAAAGAUUUAUUUAUCUGUCGUGAGGAAGAACAAAUUAUCAAUCGAUGUCAUUUUAUUUUACUUAUACUCACCAUAUCUCUCCUCUAUAUGGCUACAUCUCUUACGCUAGUGGCUAAAACUGAACGAGUCAUUAAACCAUCUUUAUUCACCUAUCAAUAUCUACUAACAAAUUACCAAGACUCACUUCAAUGCUCUUGUUCACAUAUAUCAAUUGAAUAUCAAUCAUUUCUUACGAUGACGUCUCGUAUUCAUCAAAUCUGUUCAAGUGAUUUUGUCUCAAACGACUGGAUUGAUUAUAUUUAUAAUACUAUUGAUCCUUUUCAUUUGAAUUAUACUGAUUUUCGAACAACAGCUACUGGUCAAUAUCAACUAUUGGCUUCAUUCUGUCAAUUCUCUCGACAAGUACUUAACGAUGCUUUAUCGAAUCUAUUAACUAGUCAUUUUAUUGACACUGAACUGCUCUCAUAUAAUGUAUUAUAUGAACGAAUUCAAUCAUCUCUCAAAGAAUUUCAAAUG
Messenger RNA from Rotaria sordida, 1422 nucleotides. The record is from the annotation of a GenBank genome assembly. NCBI's taxonomy places the organism in Eukaryota, Metazoa, Rotifera, Eurotatoria, Philodinida, Philodinidae.